AUGAAGGUUAGAGAUAUUGCAUACACAACCAUCAAAAAUGCAAAUCUCGACCGAGAAAGAUUUGAACAAUCCCGUCAACAGAUUUUCGACAAAGUCUACAACACAGGAAUGUACCUCGUCUUCAUGCUCCUACUUCCUCUCCUCAUUCUCAUCUGGAUUGACACUCAGCUUUUCUUCGCCCUCAAAAAGCUGAAACGAAAACGCGCCGAAAUUCGACACCAGCAGACCUCGCGUCAGCAGCAGGACAACAACGUCACGCUCGUACUCGUCAUCAUCGUCGUCGUCCUAAUCGUCUGCCAGUCGCCAGCCCUCGUCAACCACAUUUUGUGGGUCGUCCUUGAGAAUGAAGACAGGGAGUGUGGCGGGGUGCAGUAUUAUUUCAGGAGGAUUAGCAACGUCAUGGCGACGCUGAACUCAGCCGUCAACUUCCCAAUCUACGUCCUCUUCAACAGACGCUUCAGGCGCCUUUUCCUACAAAUUCUCCCAUGUCUGGCCCCCUACACCGCGGACAACACCAGCCUCAACCAGGUCCCUGACGCUGCCACGGCAGUCCCGCAGCAGACCGUGCUUGGCCCACUGGACAGGACCUCCUUCUGUCUGAGUCGUGGCCACAGAAACAGCAGCAAGCUAUUGAUGGCGAAUAACAACAGCAGCAACAAUAACAACAACAACAACAAUAAUAAUAAUAAUAAUAAUAAUAAUAAUAAUAUUGAAAAUAGUAAUAUAAAUAUUAACGAUGAUAAAACAAAAGACGAAGGAGGAGCGAAUGAAAACAAAGAUGGUAUUUAUUUGGCAGUGAAUAAUAAUAAUAAUAAUAACAACAACAACAAUAAUAAUAACAAUAAUGUUGCAAACAGAAACAAUAGUUCGGUAACAUAUAUCGACAUUGUUAAGAAUGUUAGCAACGGCAACAAAGGUGACGAAAAAUCAACAGGAAGCGAUGGUAAAAAUCUGAACAACAACAACAACAGAAAUAUCAACUACAGCAAUCCAUCGACCAGCCAACAAGACCAACUCGAAACAACGACAAACACAAACAACAGCAUCAUCGACAGUAAAAAAUUAUUAUUAAAACUUAAUAAAGCAAACACGGGCGAUGAUGAUGAGGAGGAGGUAGACAAUGACGAUGCUGAUGAAUUCAUAGAGCUCCUACCUAUGAAGCGAGAUACAACACCACAAAACGCUACGGACAACCAUAGCGAAAAGACAAACCCUAACUAUGACGCCAUCAACAACAACAACAAUCGAGAUAGCACCGCCGAACCAAAGAUUAUGAAUCAUCCAAUCGAUAAAAAUUUCAAAAUAAAUUUCGGCAAAACUCUGGGCUCAGUCUCGUCGGAUUAUGAAAAAAGCUCCCUGAUUUGUAACGUUGAAACGUAG
Messenger RNA from Helobdella robusta, 1380 nucleotides. RefSeq lists its product as hypothetical. Lineage: Eukaryota; Metazoa; Annelida; Clitellata; Rhynchobdellida; Glossiphoniidae. Gene Ontology annotation, cellular component: membrane. The record is from RefSeq and is a predicted model, not a curated record. Gene Ontology annotation, molecular function: G protein-coupled receptor activity. The transcript has 2 exons. Gene Ontology annotation, biological process: G protein-coupled receptor signaling pathway. Bases 1 to 1380 code for a protein of 459 amino acids.